Messenger RNA from Manihot esculenta (cassava), 2577 nucleotides. RefSeq lists its product as uncharacterized. Lineage: Eukaryota; Viridiplantae; Streptophyta; Magnoliopsida; Malpighiales; Euphorbiaceae. Bases 4 to 2346 code for a protein of 780 amino acids. Gene Ontology annotation, molecular function: protein dimerization activity. The transcript has 4 exons. The record is from RefSeq and is a predicted model, not a curated record.
AAAAUGUUGAAAGCAUUUGGAAAUUUUGUUAUACAUAAUAGACUUCCCUUCAGUAUUGUUGAGUCACCGUGGACAAAACCACUUUUAAGAACAGCAGCAGAAAUCGGGCCUAAUGUAUCUCCACCUAGUGCUUAUGAAAUUGCAGAAGUUUAUUUGAAAAAUGAGUACAAUGAGAUGAAAAAAUAUAUAGCCUCAUUUGAUGGAAUAUGGAAGGAGAGGGGAGUUACCAUAAUGUGUGAUGGUUGGAGUGGGCCAACACGUAUGAGUAUAGUAAAUUUCCUUGUCUACUCAAACAGAGGCACAGUGUUCCACAAGUCUGUUGAUGCAUCCAAUGUGGAGCAUAAAGAUGGAGAAUACUAUUUUAAAAUCAUGAAAGAAGUAGUGGAAGAAAUUGGCCCUCAAAAAGUUGUCCAAGUGGUAACGGAUAACGAAGCUGCCAUUAAAUUAGGAGGGAAGAAACUAAUGGAGAAAUUCCCUAAUCUAUAUUGGACUGCUUGUAGUGCUCAUUGUAUUGAUUUGAUUUUGGAAGAUAUUGGAAAGAAGAAGAGUGUGAAAAAAAUAAUUGACCAAGCCAAGGUAAUUACUCAAUUUAUUUAUAAUCAUAAUUGGGUAGUCAAUUAUAUGAAGAAAUUCACGGACAAUAGAGAUAUUAUUCGACCUGGCAUCACUAGAUUUGCCACAAACUUCAUUGCUUUAGAGUCUAUUGUCCGUUAUAGGGUGGGGCUAAGGAAUAUGUUUGAAUCGGAGCAAUGGAUAAUGAGUAAAUAUGGGCAAGCAACAAGUGGUCCAGCGCAUGAAGCCAAGAAAAUUGUGCUUGGCUUAGGCAACGAAGGAAGAAACUUUUGGGAGAGGGCACAACAAAUAAUGAAAGUUCAAGAACCUCUCCUGAAGGUUUUAAGAUUAGUUGAUGGAGAUGACAAGCCAACAAUGGGAUUUAUAUAUGAGGCAAUGGAGCGAGCAAAAUUGGCUAUUCAAAAAAAUUGUAGAAGCUAUUUGGAAUAUUGGAGAAUAAUUGAUCAUAGAUGGAAUUUUCAAUUGCAUCAUGACUUACAUGCCGCUGGAUAUUUUCUAAAUCCUCAAUAUCAAUAUGGCCCACAUGAUAUUGGAAAUGAUAAUGAGAUCAUGUUGGGUCUCAAAAAUGUGAUUCAACGUCUAGAGGGGGAUUUAGUAAAUCAAGGAAAAGCAUUAAAUCAAGCCCUACUUUUUCGGGACAAAAUAGAGAGUUUUGGAACAGCUUUGGCGCAAAAGGCAAUUAAGUUCACUAAUCCAGCUGAGUGGUGGAUUAAUUAUGGAGAAAGUGCUCCUGAGUUGAGAAAAAUUGCUAUUAAAGUACUGAGCCAAACAACUUCAGCUUCAAACUGCGAGAGAAAUUGGAGUACAUUUUCUCUCAUUCACACAAAGACAAGAAACAGAUUGAAGUAUCAAAAAUUACAUGCACUUGUCUUUGUGCACUACAACAUGAGGCUGAAAAUCAGAAAUGUGACAAGAAAGAGCCAACAGGAGUUAGACAGGAGCUACGAUCCAAUUAAUUUGGAUUAUAUUUUUGAAGAAGAUGAUCCGUUAAACUCUUGGUUGGAGGAAAGGGAAUCUCCAUUGCUUGAUGGGCAACCAAAUCCAUGGUUAGAUGAUGAAGAGGCGGGUAAUGCUCCAUCACAGUCUGAAUCUGCCACUCAAACUCAAGGACAACAAGGUACUGCUGGUGAUGAUGAUUCUUUUAUUUUAUCCAGCUCUAGUAGUGAUGAUGAUGAUGGUGGUGGUGAUCAAGGUGGAGGAGGAACCACAGUUGAAGGAGGUGGUAGUCGUAGUUCACAAGAUCCACCUAGUCAAACACAAAGUGGAAUUAGAAUUGCUUCUGAACCAUCUCCGAUGCGUACAUAUCAAAGAUCACGAGGCUCUCAUAGUUCUAGUACUGGUGGUGCUGAAACAUCCCAAACAAGAGGUAAGGAUGUUGCAUAUGAGGAGGAGGGGUCAAUUGAUUCAUUAAAUUAUGGAUACAACGCUGGCACGCAUAAUCCAAAUUUUAUGUAUGGUGGUGGACCUGGUGGUAGCUCAUCAUCUGAAGAUACUUCAUCAAAUUAUGGGUUCCAUGGCCAAUUUAGAGGGGUGCCAUAUCCAACAAAUUAUCCUCCUACAUAUUCAUAUUACCCCUUAUCAGGAGCAGAGUCAGCUUUAUCAUACCCUCAGCCAACUUAUGGUGAUCCUAAUGAUAUUAUGGGUGGUGGUUCUUUAUUCAGUUUUGAUCCACAACAAUACUAUCAACAUCAGCAGCAUCACCUUAAUGAUCAAAGCUCAGAGAGCCAAAGUCAAGACCAACAAGAACCUGCACGACGUUCUUUUUGGUGGUAGUGAGGUUGGUAAUUUCCUAUAUGGCAUUUAAUUUAAGCUAAAUAGUAAUAUAUUUGAUAUAUUUAUGUUUAUUAUAUAUUUGUAUACAUUGUUCUGAAUUAAAUCUAUUGAUAUCAUAUCAUUUUAUGAACUUUGCAAAUUGAUUUGAAAAAUUUGCGUAGCGCCAGGCCGUUACCGUUACGUUACGGCUGUUACAGACCUGUUUCCGUUAUCCGCGAUCGCGAUUUAAAA